Callithrix jacchus (white-tufted-ear marmoset) is the source of this 16971-nucleotide messenger RNA. It is a transcript of the gene LACTBL1, whose product is annotated as lactamase beta like 1. Lineage: Eukaryota; Metazoa; Chordata; Mammalia; Primates; Cebidae. The record is from RefSeq and is a predicted model, not a curated record.
ACAUGCCCGGCUAAUUUUUUUUGUAUUUUUAGUAGAGACGGGGUUUCACCAUGUUGGCCAGGAUGGUCUUGAUCUCCUGAUCUUGUGAUCUGCCUGCCUUGGCCUCCCAAAGUGCUGGGAUUACAGGUGUGAGCCACUGCCAAGAGUUGGAAAAAUCUGAUGGGACAAAGACUGGAACAACAACAAAAAAACACAAUAUGAUCACUGAGUGUUCUCAUGGGCACCUGAUGGACCUACACCCUGGGCAGGCAACUCUGACACUGCCUUUACCUUGAGGAGGGCAGCGUUCCUACCAUCCAUCUCCUCUGCAAAUGAACAACAUUGCUGUGGUCACUAUGCCUGUGCAACCGGUUCCUUCUGCUCUGCAGCCAUCAUCCUCAGUCUCAAGAGAUUGCCCUUGAGGGCAGAAUAGUGACUGCUGGGUUUCUGUGAGGCCAAUGCUCCAAGAAAAAGUACAGAUCAUUUGUCUGAUUCUGGUGGUAUGAGAGACCUCAGCUGAUGUAGCAAGAACAUACGCAAGUAAUAUCAGGAAACAGAUCAGGGUCGAAGAGUAAAUAACCUCUCACCAGGUUUGGACAGGAAAAGCUUCAACAGCCUGUAGCAGCUGCCUAGGCCAGGCUCCAUUCCACAAACCUACAGUACUGAAUAUAUCACCACCGCUAUCGCUGCCCUCCAUACCCAGCUAUGGGAGACCUUGUUGGUGUGUUACUCUCUGACUGUGGCAAGAGAAUUGCUUCUAGGUGGCCAUUGCCACAAACUGCUGUGCUUUAGGAUGUGAAAGGAAAAUAAAUCUUGGGACCCCAAAACCACUAAGCCAAAGGGAAAAGUCAAGCUGGGAACUGUUAGGCAAACCCACCUCCCAUUCUAUUCCUCAACAAGAUAGCUACAAAUAUUAAAAAGCUACAUAUGGCCAGGCAAGGUGGCUCAUGUCUGUAAUCCCAGGACUUUGGGAGGCUGAGGCAGGCAGAUCACCUGAGGUCAGUAGUUUGAGACCAGCCUAGUUAACAUGGUGAAACCCCAUCUCCACUAAAAACACAAAAAUUAGCCAGGCGUGGUGGCAGAUGCCUGUAAUCCCAGCUACUAGGGAGGCUGAGGCAGGGAGAAUUGUUUGAACCUGGGUGAUGAAGUGAGCUGAGAUCACGCCACUGCACUUCAGCCGAAGAAACAGAGGGAGACUCUGUCUCAACAAACAAACAAACAAACAAACAAACAAACAAACAAACAAACAAACAAACAAACAAAGCUGCCUACCUCUCUCACAAUUUGCCCACAAGCAAAUUCCUUGUGAAUAAAAGACAGAUUUUAAAGUCAUUCCUCUGCUUAUGGGAGGCAAAUACAUAUCUGAUUGCUUCCUCUCCACUAUUGUUUCACUAAGCCAGAGUAAGGCAUAAGUGACUAUAUCUCUACACUCUUCUCCAGAGUAAAUUGUAUAUGCAGUGAAAGGCAAAUUGUGAGGGAGCUAGGCAGCUUUUCUUUUCUUUUUUUUUUUUGAGAUGGAGUCUCCCUCUGUUUCCCAGGCUGGAGUGCACUGCCAUGAUCUCCUCCCAGAUCAACCUUCUCCUCCCAGAAUCUCAAAAGAAUACAAUCAUUUGUCUCUUAUCUACCUAUGACCUGGAAGACUCCUCCCCGCUGUGAGUUGUCCUGUCUUUCUGGACUGAACCAAUGUACAUCUUACAUAUGUUGAUUAUUAUCUCAUGUCUCCCUAAAAUGUAUAAAACCAAGCUGUGCCCCGACUGCCUUGGACACACGUUGUCAGAAGCUCUUGAGGCUGUGUCAUAGGUGUGUCCUUAUCCUUGGCAAAACAAACUUUCUAAAUUGAUUGAGACUUGUCUCAGAUAUUUUUGGUUCACAGGGGGAGUUCAGCUGGGAGAAUUCUGGCCGCAGCUACAAAUGGCACAACCAUGUUCCCAUCCCCUGAAAGGAAGGUGUGGAGGUGAACUGGCAGAAUAUUGAGCAGUACCCUAUGUAUCCCCAGGACUUGAUCUGUGCUCUGGAUAUAGGUCCUUCUUUGCUUUCUCUUUGGAAGGAAUACCAUCUGCAUAUGAGCCCUUAUGAUACCCAAGACCUGUGGGCAUAGCAAUGUUCCCAGUCCCGGCGCUGGUGCUUUUGACAAGACAUUCCUGGGUAUUCAGUACAUGGAUUUCACCAUUUUAUGCAGAUUUUCCUCCCACAAUAGGUAGAAUCUACAAUUCACAAGCACUCAGCUAUCCUAAAUGAAAUUGUCACAGGGACUGCCAGGAUUCUCACUGGUGAGGUUAUCAUGAACUCAGGUCAUGCUGGAUAACCACACGGCUUGCAUUCUGUUGGCCAGGAGGAGAGUAGCUGCACUGGACACUAUCCCCUGCUGUUUCUGGAUGAACACCUUUGGUCAAGUCCAGAAGCCCAAAGCUACCACGAGAACAUGCCUAAUGGCUCCAGGCUACUCCUCUGUCUGAGCCUUGGGCUCUUUCCUCAGGCUUCACAUGGUCUCCAUGUCCAGGUGGCUCAGGUCUGCACCGUGGACUUUGUACUAUGACUCUAGGCCUCACUCUUUCUGCAGUAUCUUCUCCAGCAUUGCCAACAACCAUUGGAAAUCCCACUGUAAGCCCAGUUGAUUUCAAUUUCUGUUGGGCAGGCUUCUGUUUGAUGAGCCUGUAGGUAAGGGGAUGAACUUUGGAGAACCAUGUUGUGCUGUAUCGGAAGCCCCUGGGGGCUCACUCCAGGCUUUUAGCAAAGAGAUAGCAGAUGGACUCCAGAGAGGGCUCCUUUCCCCAAAGCCUAAAUGACUACCUGGUCUCUACAUGCCACAGGGGCUCCAGGUGCCCUCAGCAUUGCAAGCAACUCCCCCCGUGUCUGAGCUGGGGCCCGUUUUCUUUACUUACAAGAUGAACCUCACAUUUGCCUAUACAAAAAGUAGAGUAGGAAGGUGGGGUUCCCCUUCUGGAGCACUCUGUGGUGUUUCCAGCUAUGCCCUGGUUCCCCGCACCUCUCUCCAAACGAUGAUGAGAGGUUGAACAACUCAAUGCCUCAUUCAGCUUCCACCUUCUGCAUUUUCUCAGAAAAGUAAGGACUUUUCUGAGCCCACACUCAAUGACUUUGUGGUAUUUGCCUUCACUCAAAGCUCAGAUCUCUUGCACCUUUGAGCUCUCUCCUCAGAGCCCUUCUUUUCUCCAUCUCACUAUCUUGGUGAUGGCUUUAUAUAUCAUCUAAAUGCCAAUUCUUUUCUUUUUUUGAGAUGUUUUCUUGCUCUGUCACCCAGGCUGGAGUGCAAUGGUGCAAUCUUGGCUCACUGCAACCUCUGCCUCCGGGGUUCAAGCGAUUCUCCCGCCUCAGCCUCUCAAGUAGUUGGGAUUACAAGCGCCCGCCACCACACCUGGCUAAUUUUUGUAUUUUUAGUAGAGAUGGGGUUUCACCAUGUUGGCCAGCUGGUCUCAAACUCCUGACCUCAGGUGAUCCACCUGUCUCAGCCUCCCAAAGUCCUGGGAUUAUAGGUGUGAGCCACCAUGCCCGGCCCAGACUUUUAACCCUUGUCAUUAUUCCCUAAACAAUACAGCAUAACAACUAAGUACAUAGCAUUUACAUUGUGUUAGGUGUUGUAAGUAAUCUAGAGAUAAUUUAAAAUAAACAGGAGGAUGUGUGUCAGUGAUACGCAAAUAUUAUGUUAUUUUAUAUCAUGGCUUAAGCAUCCGUGGAGGGUUUCAUCAUGUUGGCCAGGCUGGUCUCAAACUCCUGACCUCAAAUGAUCUGCCUGCCUCAGCCUCCCAAAGUGCUGGGAUUACAGGCAUGAGCCAUCGUGUCCAGCCUACAUUCUUCUUUCUUAAAGGUCCUGAUGCAGAGAGUGAGGACAAUUACUUUCUCGAAGGAGGAGGGGGCAAUGAGACUCACAGUAAUAAGAGUGACUAACAUUUGCUGAGCUCUUGCUGCAUGCCAGCUACUGGAUUGUACAUUUUAGGUGUUUUAUUUCAUGCAAUCCUCACUCCUGCCUGCAAGGAGGUAGGUUCUACUUCAUUACCCCAUUUUUUUGGAUGAGCACAUUGAGAUCCAAGAGAAGUCAAGAAAUCCAACCAAAGUCACACGGAUAAGUGGGGGAACUGGAAUUUGAACUCUUGCAGUCUGACUCACAGGGAGACUGGAUAGGUUUAGACUACGCAGGUAAGGUUUUUGUUUUUUCCCCAAAGAGUAGGAGGCAGCCAUGAAGGGCAAAGGAUGAACAUGCUCUCUCACGUGUAAACGAUGAUGAAUCAUUCCUCCCCGUGGGGAUACUGUGGGGAAUAUCUUGGCUCAUGGAUGAGAAGCCCCUCGAAAAGGGCCUGAAGGAAGAGAAACAUGCAAGUAAAUUUCCCUUUAAAGGAGGCUCAGGCUGGGCCAGAGAUCUUACACUCGGGCAUUUACUGCCAUCCUGGGGUCACUGUGCUGUAUGACAUGCUGUGGGCUCCCCUCUCGCUAAAUUCGGGAGGGGCAAGGCUGGUCUCUGCAGUGAAAAAUGGCUGCCUUCAGAACUUGGGUAGGAGCGUGGGAGGAGUUCUCAGGGAAGGCCUGGUGUCCUGGGGGCAAGGGCUGCAGAACCCUGGAGUGGAUUAACUGAUUUAAAUAGUCAGUGCUAGGUUUGGGGACAUAAACCUGAAUGAGAUGCAGGGCUUGCCAAUAGGUAGUAUUAGUGAGACCUUAUUUCAAAAAAAGAAAGAAAGAAAGAAAAAAAGACCAGGCACGGUGGCUCAAGCCUGUAAUCUAAGCACUUUGGGAGGCCGAGGCAGGUGGAUCACCUGUGGUCGGGAGUUUGAGACCAGCCUGACCAACAUGGAGAAACCCCAUCUCUACUUAAAGUACAAAAUUAACUGGGCACGUUGGCCCAUGGCUGUAAUCUGAAGCUGAGGCAGGAGAAUCACUUGAACCUGGGAGGCAGAGGUUAUGGUGAGCUGAGAUCGUGCCAUUGUACUCUGGUCUGGGCAGCAAGAGGAAACUCCAUCUCAAAAAAACAAACAAAACAAAACAAAAAACCUGAGUCAUAAUAAGAAGCCGAACUGUACUGAGCCCUUACUAGAUGCCAGGCUCUCUCUGGGCCGCCUGCUUCACGAGCACAUUCUAUUUAACCUCACACCAACCGAGGAGUCUUGUCAGUGUCUGGGGAACAACAAGACUCCCGGUCCAAUCCCAGUCCUGCCACUUUCUGGGGACUUCACUUACCGGAGCCUCAGUUUCCUCAGAUGUGAAAUGGAGACAGAAUAGAAGAAGACUCCUGGGAUGGUGCAGACCAGAGGACACAGCACAGAGAGCGCUAAGGACUGUAGGUGGCACAUUGUCAGCACGCAGUUUGUGUCCAAGAGACGGGCUGGCAGCUCUGAGCCAAGAGAUUAACCAAGCAGCCAAGUGCAAUAAAAAAGACCUGGGUCCCAGGUCAAUUGUUGUCAGUAAACUUGCUAUGUGACCUUGGUAAGUCAUUUCCCCUCUGUGAGCCUCUUUAGCCAGCCACACAGUGUGGAGUUUGGACAAAAUCACUCAGAUUUUUGGCUAUGGGAGCUACAGAAGAAGAUCUAGAAAGGUUUGCCUCCACCCAUCUCUGAUCCUGAGCAUCAGCAGAAGGAGAGGGUGAUUCAAGGCUCUGUUGAAAUAAUGAUGUGAAGGCCAGUAUGAUCCGUGAGUUGCAGAGGAGUAACUCCCUGGUCUGGGGCACUGCUUCUCAACCUUGGCCACACAGUGGAAUCACCAAGGAGUCUUCAAAGAUGACAGGAUCCAAACUGUGCCUCUGGGGAUCUCUACAGAGGGACCCAGACACCCAUGGUUUUUAAGAGCUCUCCAAGUAAUCCUACUGUGUAACCUCAUCUAAGGCUGAGAAGGAACAUUUGUUUUAUCUUUCGUAUCAACUAAAAUCAAUGAUCUUCUAAAAUGUUCACAGAGAAAGAUCUGAUAUCUGCCACAGGGGCCGGGUAAAAGUUUGACAUAAAAGUCAAGUCAUGGCUGGGAGUGGUGGCUCACACUUAUGUUCACAAAAAGAGUCAAACUGUAAAAUAUUUGAAGAGAAAUAUUCUGAGCUAAAUAUGAGUGACCAUGGUCCCUGACACAGCCCUCAGGAGGUCCUGAGAUUAUGUGCCCAAGGUGGUUGGGGUGCAGAAUUUUUUUUUUUUUUAAGACAGUCUUGCUCUGUCUCCCAGGCUAGAGUGAAGUGGCAUGAUCUUGGCUGGCUGCAACCUCCAACUCCUAGCUUUAAGUGAUUCUCUUGCCUCAGCCUCCCAAAUAGUUGGGAUUAUAGACGCAGAUUAAGAUGCCCAGCUAACGUCUUGUAUUUUUAGUAGAGAUGGGGUUUGGUCUUGUUGCCCAGGCUGGUCUCAAACUCCUGAGCUCAGGUACUCUGCCCGCCUCGGCCUCCCAAAGUGUUAGGAUUACAGGCCUGAGCCACUGCACCUGGCUGGUUUUAUACAUUUUAGGGAGGCAUGAGACAUCAAUCAAAUACAUUUAAGCUGUACAUUGGUUUGGUUUAGAAAGGUGGGACAACUCCAUGUGAGGCUUCUAGGCUAUAGGUAAUUCUUUUUUUUGGUGUUAGAGAUUUUUGAGAGAUCCUUUUUUAUUGCAUUUUAGGUUUUGGUAAUUUUUUUUUUUUUGAGUUGGAGUCUGUCUCUCUGUCACCAGGCUGGAGUGCAGCAGUGCAAUCUUGGCUCAUCACAACCUCCGCCUCAAACAAUUCUCCUGCUUCAGACUCCCGAGUAGCUGGGAUUACAGGCAUGCACCACCAUGCCUGGCUAGUUUUGUGUGUGUUUUUUUUUAGUAGAGAUGGGGUUUCUCCAUGUUGGUCAGGCUGGUCUUGAACUCCUGACCUCAGGUGAUCCUCCCACCUUGGCCUCCCAAAGUGCUGGGAUUACAGGCGUGAGCCACUGCACCUGACCAGCCGCUAUAGGUAAAUUUAAAAAUGUUCUAGUUGACAAUUGGUUGAGUUUGAGGACCUGAGAUCAAUAGAAAGGAAACGUUUGGGCUAAGGUAAAGGAUUAGGGAGACCAAAGUUUUAUUGUGCAGAGGAAGCUUAUAGCUGGCAGGCUUCAGAGAGAAGAGGUUGUAAAAUGUUUUCUGAUGAGACUUAAAAGGGUGCCUGACUCUUUGCUGAUUAUCUCCUGGAUCUGAAAAGGAAAAAGAGAAGGGCGGAUUCUCUACAGAAUGUAGAUUUUUUUCCCCCCCAAGAGACAAACUUGAGGGCAGUUUCAAGAUAUGACAAGGAAAUACAUUUGGGGUUAAAAUAUUUUGAUUUCUUUCCUUAUGUGCUAUGUGGUAUUAUUCUGGAGUGGUAUGAUGAGGCAUGUCUGACACCCACUUCCCAUCAUGGCCUGAACCAGUCUUUAGGUCUUUCAGGUUAAAUUUUAGGAGUGCCUUGGCUGAGGAGGAAGUCCAUUCAGAUGGUUGCGGGCCUUAGAAUUUUAUUUUUGGUUUAUACCUAUAAUCCCAGCACUUUGGGAGGCAGUGAUAGGAGGAUCACUUGAGGCCAAGAGUUUAAGACCAGCCUGGGCAAAAAAGGGAGACCCCUCCAUCUGUACCAAAAGCAAUUUAAAAAUUACAAUUAACUGGGCAUAGUGGUGUGUCCUGUAGUCUCAGAUACUCAGGAGGCUGAGGCAGGAGGAUCGCUUGAACCCAGGAGUGGGAGGCUGCAGUGAGUUUUGGUUGCACCACUUGCACUCCAGCCUAGGUGACAGAGCACGACUUUCUCUUUUUUUAGGCAGGGUCUCUCUCUGUCAUCAGGAUGGAGCGCGCUGGCGUAAUCUCAUCGCGGCUCACUGCAGCCUUCACUUCAAGCCACGCUUCUGCUUCAACCUCCAGAGUAGCUGGGACUAUGGGGCAACGCCACCAACCACACUUGGCUGUUUUUAAAUUUUUUGUACAGACAAGGUCUCACUCUAUUGCCCAGGCUGGUGCUGAACUCCUACGUUCAAGCCAUCCUCCUGCCUUGGCCUCCCAAAGUGCUGGGAUUAUAAGCAUGAGCCACUGUGUCCAGUGUGCCCACUGUGACGUGUCUUUAAAAAAAAAAAGCCAAGUAUCCAUGACAAGAAGCCGAACUUUAUGGAGCACUUACUAGGUGCCGGGUCCUGGGCUGCCUGCUGGGAUUACAGAUGCACAUUACCACACACAACUAAUGUUUUGUAUUUUUAGUAGAGAUGGGGUUUUUUCAUGUUGCCUAGGCUGGUCUUGAACUCAUGAGCACAUUCCAUUUAACCCACACACUAGCCAAGGUAGUAUUAUUGUCCCCAUUUUAUAGAUAUGAGGCAAAAGGGUCAUGAUCCCUGGUCACAUAGGCUCACACAGGCACUAGCACACUGGGGUUUGAAUCUAGAUUAUCUACAUAUUUCACCAUUAGGCUGACCCCAGUGGUCUUCAAUCUGGGUUCCUUGGAGCUCUAGGUUCCUCAGAGGUGCCUGAGGAGCUUGUGUGGGGUUGGAUCAAGCCUGGAAAUCUCUCUCCUUUCCCUUUCCAUCUGGAAAUGACCCUGGGAGCCUCCUGUCAUCUCUUUUCCACAUUGGGUUUGGCAGAGACUCCUUUUGGGGAGAGCAUUCCUUUCUUCACCAAAAGUGUCUUUCAGCUGUAGAAUCCGGGGGUUCCCACUGAAAUCGUCUUUGGUCAUAAUAUCCAGAGACUGGAAACAACCCAAAUGCUCCUUAAUUGGUGAGUAAAUAAACAAACUAUAGUCCAGCUAUGCAGUGGAAUACUCCUCAGCAGUGUAAAGACAGGAGCGACUGAUAGAUCCAAUAAUGCGGAUCAACCUCAGAGGCAUGAUGCUAAGUGAAACAAGACAGACUAAAAGGCUACAGACUAUGAUACCACUUACAGAACAUUCUGGAAAAGGCAAAAUGAUAGGAACAGAAAACAACUCAGUGGUUGCCUGGGGGUAGGGAUGGGCUAGACUACUAAAGAGCAGAAGGGACUUUGGGAGGUGAUGGAACUGUGCUGUGUGUGGAGCAGUCGGGUCACACGGUAUUAGCCAGUGCUCUCUGACAGGUCUCCCCUGCUUCCCUGCUGCUCAGGGACCCUGGAAGCUAAUCCCCAUGGCAGAGGCCACUCUGAGGGAUUAGUGCUGGAGAUAUUAGGCGCCACAUCUGCCGGCCCCUGGAGAGCUUGGUAAAGCCUGUGCCUCAGAGCCCGGGAAGCCAUUCCUGUCCUCUGGAACACAGGGGACUCCCAGAGGCACUGGUCAGCCAAGCUGGGGCCUGAACUGCCCUGUUCUUGCUGGAACCUUCCGAAGAGACCCCUUCCCCCAGGACCUCUUUUUGCCUUUACUCCUCGGACUCAAUUUCCUGCUUACAGGAUCUCCUGCGGUGUAGACCUGAAUCCUUAAGGAGCCAGAAUCUUCCACGCCUUGGAGGGAAUGAAGACCCAGGCUGGCUGGCAUCUCAGCUUGCUGAAAGUGAAGAAGAAGUGGCUUCUCCCAGCCAUCUGCAGCUUCUUCUGCCUGCUCUCCGUGGUCAUGACAGGCUGCUUCCUGUGGCAGUAUCACCUCCCCAAGCUGAAGACUGGUUCUCUGGGACCAGAGGAGACCUCUGCCCCUGUGAGAAUGUGUCCCCGGCAUCCUGAGCCCGUGCCCCUGGUCCACCCACUCCCCGUAUUGAAGGAGGCCCUGGAAAAGGUGGACGGGAUCCUGCGCCAGGCAAUGUCUGCCCCAGGCGUGGCUGCCAUGUCUGCAGUUGUCAUCCACAAUGACACUGUGCUCUGGACCGGGAACUUUGGGAAGAAGAAUGGCUCAGACCCGACUUCUGGGACCCCCAAUGAGUACACCAUGUACAGGAUCUCCAGCAUCUCCAAGAUCUUCCCCGUGCUCAUGCUGUACCGUCUGUGGGAGGAGGGCGUUGUGGCCUCCCUAGAUGACCCUCUGGAGCGGUACGCCAGCGCCUUCACCAUUAACAACCCGCUGGGCCUGGAAUCAGCCCCUGAACGUCAGGGCCUGAGGGACAGGCUGGAGGAGGUGGGCCCUGCUUCAAGGCCUUCACCUGUCACCCUUCGCAGGAUGGCCAGCCAGCUCUCAGGGCUGCCCAGAAGGCUCCGUUCCACUUCACUGCUGUGGAAGGGCAGCACCCAGGAGGCCCUGAACUUGCUCAAGGAUGAUGUGCUGGUGGUGGACCCAGGAACCAGGUGCCAUUACAGCACGCUGGCCUUUUCGCUCCUGGCCCACGUCCUAGCAGCUCACACCGCCCAGGGCGACUACCAGCGCUGGGUCUCAGAGAACGUGCUGCAGCCCCUGGGGAUGGCAGACACCGGUUUCGACCUCACGCCCGUCGUGCGUGCGCGCCUGGCUGCGGGCUUCUACGGCAGCGGGCGGCCGGCGCCGCUCUACGACCUGGGCUGGUACAGGCCGUCGGGCCAGAUGUACUCCACCGCCGCCGACCUGGCCAAGCUGGCCGUGGCGCUCCUGGGGGGCGGGCCCCGGCGGCUCCUACGGCCCGACGCGGCCAAGACGCUGCUGGCGCCGCUGCUGGCCUGCCCGGGCGCCUACUUCGCCAACGAGACGGGCACACCGUGGGAGUUCCACGCGCAGCGGGGCUACCGCGUGGUGCGCAAGGACGGCGACCUGGACGGCUACGCCGCCACCUUCUCGCUGGUGCCCCCGCUGCACCUGGGCCUGGUGCUGCUACUGGCUGGGCCGCGGCCGCCCGGGCCCGACCUGGUGGCGCGGGUCUACGACGAGCUCCUGCCGGCCCUGGAGCGCGCCCUCCGGGAGGCCGAGCCCGGCCCGGCCCCGCCGCCCAACGCGCGCCCCUUCGCCGGCUACUUUACCUUCGCCAACCUGACCUUCUACGAGGUGCGCGCUGGGCCGGCGGGCGAGCUGCGCCUGCGCCAGUUCGGGCCGCGCGUGGAGGCGCUGGUGCCCCCGGCAUUCCGCACCCUAGCGCUGCGCCACCUGCGCGGCCGCGUCUUCCAGCUGCACGUGGCCCGCGAGUUCCCCUGCGCUCUGCCACUUGGCGACGCUUGGCUCUCGCUCGAGGCCCAGCAUGGGCAGCUAGUCAACUUCUACCCCUUGGAUCACCACGGGCUGUCCCCUGGCUUCGACGUGCCCGGCCUCAACACGUACCGAGUGCUACGGCUGCAGCACAAGCCGGUGUUCAAGAUCCAGUGACCCUGGGCUCAGCCUGGAACCCCCUGUCUCUGGCCUUCCAGCUUUCCAGAGUGAGGUUUGGAAGGGGAGGCUGUGGGGAUGCCUGUUAGAAAACCCAGGUAGUUGGCAAGAUGGAGUAGGGUGGUGCUACUCAAAGUGUGGUCCUCGGACCACAGCCAGAAAUUCAAAUUGCUCCACAUCCACAGGGGAGGAAGGAUUAAAUACAGGCAUUUAGAGUAAGCGUUUAGAAACUUUAACGAGCACCCAGUUUAAGCAUUGAAACACUACUUUUGUGCCUGUUGAAUCUAAAGCAAAAUAUGGGCUUGUAUUUUGUCUUUUAAAAAUCAACAUAAGCAGCCGGGCAUGGUGGCUAACGCCUGUAAUUCCAGCACUUUGGGAGGCUUUGGUGGGUGGAUCACUUGAAGUCAGGAGUUCCAGACCAGCCUAGCCAACAUGAUAAAACUCUGUCUCUACUAAAAGUACGAAAAUUAGCCAGGCUUGGUGGUGUUGCCUCUAAUCCCAUCUACUCAGGAGGCAGAGACAGGAGAAUCACUUGAACCUGGGAGGCAGAGGUUGCAGUGAGCCGAGAUUGUGCCACUGCACUCCAGCUUGGGCAACAGAGCCAGACUCUGUCUCAAAAUAAAUAAAUAAAUAAAUAAAUUAACCUAAGUCUGGGCAACAUGGUGAGACCCCAUCUGUACAGAAAUAAAAUAAAAAUUAGCUGGUAGUCCGUUACUCAGGAGGCUGAGGCAGAAGGAUCACUUGAGUCUAGGAUUUGGAAGCUGUGGUGACCCAUGUUUGUGCCACUGUACUCCAGCCUGGGUGACAGAGCAAGACCCUGUGAAAAAGAUAAAAAUCAAAAUCAACCGUAUUGAGUUAUAAUUUACUUAAAAUAAAACACACAACUGGAGUACAGUUGGGUGAUUUUGACACAUAUUUAUACCCACCACCAUAAUAGAGAUAUAGAAAAUUUUAUCACCACCAAGAUUUCCCCCUACUCCUUUGCAGUCAGUUCUCUCUUUCUUUCUUUCUUUUUUUUUGAUACGGAGUUUCGCUCUUGUUACCCAGGCUGGAGUGCAAUGGCGAGAUCUCGGCUCACCACAACCUCUGCCUCCUGGGUUCAGGCAAUUCUCCUGCCUCAGCCUCCUGAGUAGCUGGGAUUACAGGCAUGCUCCACCAUGCCCAGCUGAUUUUUUGUAUUUUUAGUAGAGACGGGGUUUCACCAUGUUGACCAGUUCUCUCUUUCUUACCUAGCCCCAGGCAACUGCUGAUCUGCUUCCUGUCACUAUAGAUUCGCUUUGCCUGUUCUAGAAUUUCAUACAAAUGGAACCAUAUGGUAUAGUCUUUUGUGUCUAUCUUCCUUUGUCAGCACACUGGUUUUGAGGUUCAUCCAUGUCUGUGUGUGUAUGAAUAGUUUACUGUUUUUAGUCUAUUGUUUAUAUAUGCCACAAUUUGUUUAUCCAUUUCUCUGUUGGUGGACAUUUGGGUUGUCUCCAGAUUAGGGCUAUUAUGAAAGAGCAUUUCUAUAUGAGUCUGUGUGUCAAUACAUGCUUUCAUUUCUCUUGAGUAUUUAUCUAGGAGUGACUGAUAUGCAGUUCUCCAAAAUAUGUGUACCAUUUUAUAUUCCUAACAGCAAUAUGUGACAGUUUGGUUGUCCUACAUUUUUGCUAACACUUGGCAUUUAAGUUAGACUUCUGCAUUUUAGCCAUGUUCAUGGUUGUGAAGUCCCAUCUCACUGUGGUUUUAAUGUAUUUAUUGAAUUAUAAAAGCUCUUUAUAUAGUCUGGAUACUAGUCCUUUGUUUGAUAUAUGCAUUACAAGUAUUUCCCCCAGUGUCUGACUUGACUUUUCAUUUUCUUAAUGGUGUCUUUUGAAGAGCAGAAUUUAAAAAUUUUAAUGAUUUUCAUUUCUGUGAAAUCUAGUAUAAAAUCUGGGUAUGCAUUUUGUAUAUAUUUUUUAAAAAGUAAACUUUUGAUUUUGAGAUAAUUGUAAAUUUAAGAUAAUUGUAGAUUCACAAGCAAUUGUAAGAAAUAAUGUAUACUUUACCUAGUUUCUUCUAAUGGAAACAUCUUGCAAAACUCUAGUACAAUAGCACCAGCAAAAUACUCCUAUUAAUACAGUCAAGGCUGGGUGCAGUGGCUCAUGACUGUGAUCCCAGCACUUUGAGAGGCUGAGGCAAGUGGGUCAUCUGAGACCAGGAGUUUGAGACCAGCCUGGGCGAUAUAGUGAGCCCUUAUCUCUACAGAAAAUACCAAAAUUAGGGUGGUGUCUGCUUAUGAUCCCAGCUACUGGGGAGGCUGAAGUGGGAGGAUUGCUUGAAUUCUGGAGGUCAAGGCUGCAGUGAGCUGUGAUUGCGCCACUGCACUCUACUAUGGAUGGCAGAGUGAGACCAUGUCUCAAAAAAAAAAAUAUAUAUAUAUAUACAGCCAAGGUCCAGAACAUUUUCACCGGCACAAAAAUCCCCUUUCCCCUUUCCUAACCACACCCCUUUGGUCCUCAGCCACACCCUCCCCUUAACCUCUGGCAACCACCAAUCUGUUCUCCAUUUCUAUAAUUUUGUCAUUUCAAGAAUGUUAUGUAAAUGAAGUCAAAUAAUAUGUAAGCUUUUGGGAUUCUUUUUACCACUUGGUGUAAUUCUCUGCAGAGUCAUCCAAGUUGUUACAAGUAUCAAUAGUUUGUUUCUUUUUGUUGCAGAAUAGCGGUUCCCUGUAUGGAUACAGCACAAUUUGUUUAACCAUUCACUUGUUGAAGGACAAGUGGGUUGUUUACAAUUUGGGGCUAUUAUGAAUAAAGCUGCUAUGAAGAUUUGUUUAUAGGUGUUUGUAUGAAGAACAUAAGUUUUUAUUUCUCUGGGAUAAAUGCCCAGAAGUGCAACUGAUGGUUUGAAUGGUUAGUUGCAUGUUUAGUUUUUAAAGAAACUGCCAAACUGUUCCCCAGCGGCUGUACCCUUUUACAUUCUAGCCAGCAAUGUGUGCAUGAUUGAGUUUCCCCUAUUUUCUGGCUAGCAUUUGGUACAGUUACUAUUUUUUUUUAUUUUAGUAAUUCUAAUAGGUGUGUAGUGAUGUAUCAUUAUGGUUUCAAUUUGCACUUUCCUCAUAGCUAAUGAAGUUGAACAUUUUUAUAUGCUUUUUGCCAUCUGUAUAUCCUCUUUAGUAAAAUAUCUCUUUAUGUCUUUUGCCCAUUUUCUAAUUGGAUUUUUAAAAAAUUUUUGAGUUUUGAGGGUUCUUUACACAUUUCAGAAACUGGUCCUUUGUCAGGUACAUAGUUUGCAAAUCUUUUCUAGUCUGUAGCUGCUCUUUUCAUUCUGUUGGGUCUUCUGCAGAGAAAAAAUGUAAAAUUUUGAUCAAGUCCAAUUGUGGUAGGCUGAAUAGCGGCCCCUCAAAAGAUGUAUACAUCCUAAUCCCCGGAACAUGUAAAGGUACAUUUUAUGGCCAAAAAAAAAGGAACUUUGCAGAUGUGAAUGCAGAUGUGAUUACGUUAAAGGUGUGUGUGUGUGUGUGUGUGUGUGUGUGUGUGUGUGUGUGUUUGACAGGGUUUUACUCUGUCCCUUGGGCUGGAGUGCACUGGUACAUUGCAGCUCACUCAGCCUCAAACUCCCAGGCUUAUGCAAUCCUCUCACCCCAGCCUCCUGAGUAGCUGGGACUACAGGUGGGCACCACCAGGCCUGGCUAAAAGUUUUGAAUUUUUUUGUAGAGACUCGGUCUUGUUAUAUUGUCCAGGCUGGUCUCAAACUCCUGGGCUCAAGUGAUCCUCCUGCCUCAAGCCUCCCAAAGUACUGAGAUCAUAGGCAUGAACCACCAUGCCCAGCAGGUUAAAGAUCUUGAAAUGAGAAGGUUAUCCUGGAUUAUUGGGAUGGCCCUGAAUGUAAUCGCAAGUAUCCUUGUGAGAGAGAGGUAGAGGAUGAUUCAGUACUGAUGGAAGAUGAAAAGGCAAUGUGACUGCAAAGGCAGAGACUGGAAUGAUAUAACCACAGGCUAUGGAACUCUGUUAGCUGCCAGAAACUGGAAGAAGCAAGGAAUGCAUCCUUUCUUAUAACCAACAAGGGUAGCACAGACCUACUGACAUUUUGAUUUGGGCCCAGUAAUACUGAUGUCAGACUUCUGGCUUCUGGAACUGUGAGAGAAUACAUUUCUGUUGUUUUAAACCACUAAUUUUGUAGUAAUUAUUAUAGUUCCCAUAGGAAAUUAACACACUACUUUAUCAACUUUUUCUCUUCUGGAUCAUGCUUUUGGUGUCAAGUCUGCAAACUGUUUGCCUAGCCCUAGAUCCCAAAGAUUUUCUUCUAUGGUGUUUUUAAAAAAGUCUGUCAUUAUGUGUUUCAUAUUUAAGUGUGUGAUCUAUUUUGAGUUAAUUUUGUAUAAGGUGUGAGGUUUAGGUUGGGGUUCAUGUUUUUGCCCAUGGGAGUCCUGUUAUUCCAGCAUCAUUUAUUGAAAGGGCUCUCUUUCCUCCUGUCUUAGUCCAUUGGUGAUGCUAUAGCAAAAAUACCUGAGACUAGGUAAUUUACAAAAAAUGGAACUUUAUUCCUCAUGAGCUAAAUUUUAUUUAGUUCUGGAGGCUGGGAAGUCCAAGAUCAGGAUGCCUGCAGGUUUGGUUGUCUGGUGAAGAUUGUUUUCUGCUUCCAAGAUGGUGCCAUGCUUGCUGCCUCCUCCGGAGGGGAGGAUCACGUGUCCUCACAUACUGGAAGGCAGAAGGGCAAGCAAGCUGGAUGCUGCAUGAAGAGAAGACUCUUUUACACAGGACUUAAUCCCAUUUGAGCCCUCAUGAACUAUUACCUCUGAAAGGCCCCACCUAUUAAUACAAUCACUUUGGCCAUAAAAUGUUAAUACCUGAAUUUUGGAAGGAACAUGUUCAAACCAUUGCACCUCUGUUGAAUUGCUUUCUCACCUUUAACAAAAAUCAGUUGGGCUAGGCAUGGUGGCUCAACCCUGUAAUCCCAGCACUUUGGGAGGUCAAGGCAGGCAGGUCUCUUGAGCCCAGGAGUUUGAGACCAGCCUGGGUAACAUGGCAAAAUCCAGUCUCUAUUAAAAAAAAAAAAAAACAACCCACAAAAAUUAGCUGGGCAUAGUGGCAUGCACCUGUAGUCCCAGCUACUUGGGAGACUGAGAUGUGAAAGGGUCACUUGAGCCCAGAAAGAUGAGGCUGCAGUGAGCCAUGAUUAUGUCACUGCAAUGCCAGCCAAGGCAACAGAGCAAGAUCCUGUUUCAAAAACAAACAAAAAAAAAUCAGUUGGGCAUAUUUGUGUGGGACUAUUCCUGGGUUCUCUAUCCUAUUUCAUUGAUCUAUGUGUCUCUCCUUCCACCAGGUGCUGUGGUUUGAAUGUAUUCUUUCCUAUACAGCAUAGUCUUGAUCAUUAUAGCUGUAUAUAAAUCUUGAAGUUAUAAACUGGGUAGACUGAUUUCUCCUACUUUAUUCUUUUUUUCAAAAUUGUUUUUAGCCAUUAUGGGUUCUCUGCUUUCCAUACAAAUGUUAUGGAAAUCUUGUCUACAUCUACUACAAAAUAGCAUGCUGGGAUUUUGAUAGAAAUUGUAUUAAAUCUGAAUAUCAAUUUGUGACACUCACGUCUUUUGAGUCUUCCGAUUCAUGAUCGCAGUAUGUUGCUCUUCUGACAUCUUCUCUGGUUUCUUUUAUAGGUAGUUUAUAAUUUUCAGCAAAUAAUUUUAGCAUAUGUUUUGUUAGAUUUAAACCUAAGCAUGUCAUUAUUUUGGAGCAUUUAUAAAUGGUCUUAUAUUUUUAAUUUUACUGGCCCUUGUUUAUUGGUAGUAUACAGAAAGAUAACUGGUUCGUGUGUUAAUCCUGUAUUCUGUGACCUUACUGUACCCAUUCAUUCAUUCUAGGAGUUGUUUCAUUUUCGUUUUUGUUUUUGGUGGAUUCCUUGGGAUUUUUGUAUGCAGACAAUCAUGUCAUCUGUAAAUAUAAAUGGUUUUGUUUCUUCUU